This is a messenger RNA of Fusarium redolens, 1659 nucleotides long. Its product is annotated as ZIP zinc transporter-domain-containing protein. The transcript is spliced from 4 exons. Gene Ontology annotation, biological process: zinc ion transmembrane transport. The coding region runs from base 1 to 1659 and encodes 552 amino acids. Gene Ontology annotation, cellular component: plasma membrane. The record is from RefSeq and is a predicted model, not a curated record. NCBI's taxonomy places the organism in Eukaryota, Fungi, Ascomycota, Sordariomycetes, Hypocreales, Nectriaceae. Gene Ontology annotation, molecular function: zinc ion transmembrane transporter activity.
AUGAUUUGCCUUUCCAAAGCAGACGAAUCUUUCUAUCAGCGCUUGACUUGGAAUCAAGCUCCUUCUCCUCUGGCAGCCAUGAAUACCACGCGUCAGGAUCUCAAUGGCAUCUCCAACCUCCGCGAGCAUGUUGAUGCCGCUCAGGAUGACGGAAGUGGAGGCACGAGUGGAAGUCUAUUGAAUUCACACGAUGAAAGUAAUCAAGCGGGGAGUCAUCCUACAGAGCCCUUCUUGGGCUCUGUUAAGGAUGCGGGACGACUGUCCCGUAUCUCGGGACUGUCCUCGUAUCUCAAGACGGUAGAUGGUGGUGAUGACCAAAUCCGUCUUCAUCGAGGCACCCUCUCGUCAUGUGCCUCGCACAUCUGGAGCUGGACCGUCUGGGUCCUCUCUGUUCUUGUUGUCUCGACGAUCAUCUCAUCCUGGAACUCCCCUGCCUCUGCGCCUGCUGCCAUGACUUCGCCCCCCAAGGCCCCUGAGUCGAUUCCUGCUCAGGUCUCGCCUCUCCGCAAGCGAAGCACCUGCGAAACUGGAGGUGUCAACAAGGCUGAGUACAACACUCCUCUCCAUGUUGGAGCCUUGUUCAUCAUCCUGUGCGUUUCGACGCUUGCUUGCGCUUUCCCUAUCAUGGCCACCAAGUUCCCAGGUCUGAGGAUUCCGACUCGUUUCUUCUUUGCUGUACGCCAUUUCGGUACUGGUGUGCUGAUUGCCACGGCUUUUGUCCAUUUGCUCCCCACUGCUUUCAUCUCUCUCGGGGACCCUUGCCUGAGCAGCUUCUGGAACCAGGACUACCCUGCUAUGCCCGGUGCUAUUGCUCUUGCUGCCAUUUUCCUUGUCACUGUUAUCGAGAUGGUCUUUCAUCCAUCUCGUCAUGUUUCGCCUACUGAGAUCACGUCUGGAACUGACCAAGAUGCUAAGAACGGCAACUCGAACAGUGGUGGAUGCAUGGGAGGCACAGGUAUGCUUCCCAUUCGGGACAUGGGACCUAUUCGUGGACGAUCCUCUAGUAUUGGCCAGGGCCUCUCCGUCCUGAACAGCAGAGAUGAGCGACUGGAUAAUCUGGAUGAAGAAGCUUGCGAAGAAGACGACAACGCUCAAUCUGGAAGAAAGAACCUCGAGGAGACGAGCCUCGAGGCUGUACAGAUGCCAAGCUUGACCCCAGAGCAGCAGCAACGUAAGGAGCUUCUUCAGUGCGUCUUGCUCGAGCUUGGUAUUCUCUUCCACAGUGUCUUUAUCGGCAUGGCGCUUAGCGUUUCGAUUGGCAACGAGUUCAUCAUUCUGCUGAUUGCCAUUGUCUUUCACCAAACCUUUGAAGGAUUGGCUCUGGGCUCUCGAAUCGCUUCCAUCAAGUGGCCUCAAGGCAAGAUGCAGCCUUGGUUUAUGGCUCUCGCCUAUGGAUGCACUACUCCUCUGGGACAAGCUAUCGGCCUUGCUACCCACACACUCUACAGCCCCAACUCCGAAACCGGCCUCAUCGUCGUUGGUAUCAUGAAUGCCAUCUCGGCUGGACUCCUCACCUUUGCUUCACUGGUUGAGCUUCUUUCUCAGGACUUCCUCAGUGACGAGAGCUGGCGAUUCCUUCGCGGCCGUAAGCGUAUCUACGCUUGCCUUCUGGUGUUCUUCGGGGCUUUCUUCAUGAGUCUCGUGGGCGCUUGGGCUUAA